Molecule: messenger RNA, 2477 nt
Organism: Lagenorhynchus albirostris (white-beaked dolphin)
Lineage: Eukaryota; Metazoa; Chordata; Mammalia; Artiodactyla; Delphinidae
Gene: AIFM3
Product: apoptosis inducing factor mitochondria associated 3
Exons: 20
Coding region: 85-1902 (605 amino acids)
Biological process (GO): execution phase of apoptosis
Cellular component (GO): mitochondrion; cytoplasm
Molecular function (GO): 2 iron, 2 sulfur cluster binding; oxidoreductase activity, acting on NAD(P)H; flavin adenine dinucleotide binding
Source: RefSeq, a predicted model, not a curated record
GUCCAGCCCCUCAGGGGGCACCCUAGGCCUUCCACAGCCAGCCGCCUGUGUGCCUGCCCCCCACCCAUCUGCGGGCCACUCACCAUGGGUGGCUGCUUCUCCAAGCCCAAGCCAGUGGAGCUCAAGAUCGAGGUGGUGCUGCCCGAGAAGGACCGGGGCAAGGAGGAGCUGUCCGCUGGCGGGAAGGGCAGCCCCCGGGCCUACCAGGGCAACGGCACAGCCCGCCAUUUCCAUGCAGAGGAACGCCUGCCUGCCCCCCACCCCUACCCUGGUGCCCAGGACUGCCUGGAGGCUGCUGUCUGCCACAUCAAAGACCUGGAGAACGGCCAGAUGCGGGAAGUGGAGCUGGGCUGGGGGAAGGUGUUGCUGGUGAAAGACAACGGGGAGUUCCAUGCCCUGGGCCACAAAUGUCCGCACUAUGGUGCGCCCCUGGUGAAAGGAGUGCUGUCCCGUGGACGGGUGCGCUGCCCCUGGCAUGGCGCCUGCUUCAACAUCAGCACCGGAGACCUGGAGGACUUCCCUGGCCUGGACAGUCUGCACAAGUUCCAGGUGAAGAUUGAGAAGGAGAAGGUGUACGUCCGGGCCAGCAAGCAGGCCCUGCAGCUACAGCGAAGGACCAAGGUGAUGGCCACGUGCAUCUCUCCAAGCGCUGGCCACAGCAGCAGCACCAACGUGCUCAUCGUGGGCGCAGGCGCAGCUGGCCUGGUGUGUGCAGAGACGCUGCGGCAGGAGGGCUUCUCAGACAGGAUCGUCCUGUGCACUCUGGACCGGCACCUCCCCUACGACCGGCCCAAGCUUAGCAAGUCUCUGGAUGCACAGCUGGAGCAGCUGGCCCUGAGGCCCAAGGAGUUCUUCCGAGCCCAAGGCAUCGAGGUGCUCACUGAGGCCCAGGUGGUCACGGUGGACGUGAGGAACAAGAAGGCCGUGUUCAAGGAUGGCUUCAAGCUGGAGUACAGCAAGCUGCUGCUGGCACCCGGGAGCAGCCCUAAGACCCUGAGCUGCAAAGGCAAAGACGUGGAGAAUGUGUUCACCAUCCGGACGCCCGAGGACGCCAACCGCGUGGUGAGGUUGGCCCGGGGCCGCAACGCUGUGGUCGUGGGAGCCGGCUUCCUGGGGAUGGAGGUGGCCGCCUACCUAACUGAGAAGGCCCACUCAGUGUCCGUGGUGGAGCUGGAGGAGACGCCCUUCAGGAGGUUUCUGGGGGAGCGCGUUGGUCGUGCCCUCAUGAAGAUGUUUGAGAGCAACCGGGUCAAGUUCUACAUGCAGACGGAGGUGUCGGAGCUGCGGGCCCAGGAGGGAAAGCUGAAGGAGGUCGUGCUGAAGAGCAGCAAGGUCUUGCGGGCUGACGUCUGCGUGGUGGGCAUUGGUGCAGUGCCUGCCACGGGCUUCCUGAGGCAGAGCGGCAUAGGUCUGGAUUCCCGAGGCUUCAUCCCUGUCAACAAGAUGAUGCAGACCAAUGUCCCGGGCGUGUUUGCAGCUGGCGACGCUGUGACCUUCCCCCUGGCCUGGAGGAACAAUCGGAAAGUGAACAUCCCACACUGGCAGAUGGCUCAUGCCCAGGGACGCGUGGCGGCCCAGAACAUGCUGGCGCAGGAGGCGGAGAUCAGCACGGUACCCUACCUAUGGACCGCCAUGUUCAGCAAGAGCCUGCGCUACGCGGGGUACGGAGAAGGCUUCGACGACGUCAUUAUCCAGGGGGAUCUGGACGAGCUGAAGUUCGUGGCUUUUUACACCAAAGGCGACGAGGUGAUCUCCGUGGCCAGCAUGAACUACGAUCCCAUCGUGUCUAAGGUGGCGGAGGUGCUGGCCUCCGGCCGCACCAUCCGGAAGCGGGAGGUGGAGCUGUUUGUGCUGCACAGCAAGACUGGCGACAUGUCCUGGCUCACAGGGAAAGGAUCCUGAGCUUGCACGCAGCGGACUUGGGCAAGCAUGUUGGGGCAUCAGGGACAGAGGCCAAGCCUGGGGGGCAGGUGCCAACCUCCAGUUCCCCAGGAGCCCCCAGGGCAGAACCUGAGCCCUCUCAGUGCUUGCCUUCGGCUGCCUGGCUCACCUCCCAAGAGGCCUCAGCGGCCUCCAGGAGAUGCUCAGCCCCCAAGACGUCCAGUGCCACUGAUGGCUGGCAGUGGAGGCAGGACAGACCCUGCCUCUUCUUCCUCUAUUGGGACUGGUCCCCUGUAGGACCCUGCAACAUAUUAGACAUAAUCUUAAAAUUAAAACUCACACAUUUGCAGAUCUGUGUGACUUCCACUGUAAUUGGGCAAACUCUCAUGAGGGAGAAAGAUGAUGAGACAGGCACGACCACAGACCACAGAACGCUCAGUGUCACACCAAGGAAGUUCGGUCUGUGAGCGCCCAGAGGAGGGAGCAACCCCUUUGCUGCCCCCGGGGUUAGGGAAGGCUCCUCAGACCAAUGUCUUGGAUCUGGAUUUUGAAGGAAGGGCACUCCAGUUAGAGGGGACAGCACAUGCAAAGGUUUU